GCGCGCGCCGAGCGCGCGCGGGCAGUGGCGCCGCUCUGCGGGACGCCGCUGGAGCAGCCGAGGCAUCCCGUUUCGGGGGCGCGGCGCGGCGGGCAGAAGGAGCCGAAGCAGGCGGAGUCCGUGCGCGACGACGAAGAGGACAUCGUCGCCACCCUCACGUCGCGUCUGCGGGCGCCUGGGGUGCCCGCGCUCAGCAUGGCCGAGCUGGACUGUGCAGCGGCGGCCUUCGACUCCGAGGCGUGCUUCGAGGUCGGCGGCACGGGCGACUUGCGCAUGGGCGAAGUGAUUGCAAAGUCCGGGGGCUGCCGAGGCGAUCGCUCCGUGGAGGACGGCGUGUGCAGCGACGUGGAGGCCGGCAUCUGGGUGGUGGGGCCCGACGCGCUCGCCGCGAUCCCUGCCUGCCCCACGCUGGUGAACAGCCUCGUGGUGAAGUUCGCGGAGGGGCCCGGCUUCCUGGGCGACGUCCACGAGUACGAGAGGGGCGUGAUGAAGGAGCUGGACGACGAGGGACCUCUCCUGGACUGGGGCGGGAAGCUGGAGCACGAGGAGGCGUUGCACGUCUUCGGCGUGGACGGCGAGGAGGAGCAGCGCGACCGCUCGGACUCGUGCGGCCAGGGCGGGGACGGUGAGGGCGUCGACAACGCGGCCGCGCCGCCGCACGAGACCAUGGUGAACGCGUUCGACGUGGACGAGCGGGAUACCAUGCAGGUGGUGGUGCACUCGUGGCCGAGGAAGGGGUGCGACGGGAUCGCGACAACCAUGUACGUCGUGAAGGUCGGUAGCGUCGACGCCGCUUCGCGCACGGCCGACCGUGACCUACGGCGGCCUGGAUGGCAAGCCGACGGUGAGGAGCCUGCCCCCCGUGCCCUCGGCCGCGGAGGUUGCGGAUGGCCGCCGAUGGCUACGCUCCAGCUUUGGCCCCGGCUCUCGAUGGGCCAGGUGGGCGAGCCGUCAGCGGCGGCGCCAGAG
Molecule: messenger RNA, 969 nt
Organism: Prorocentrum cordatum
Lineage: Eukaryota; Dinophyceae; Prorocentrales; Prorocentraceae
Source: the annotation of a GenBank genome assembly